Molecule: messenger RNA, 482 nt
Organism: Coccinella septempunctata (seven-spotted ladybird)
Lineage: Eukaryota; Metazoa; Arthropoda; Insecta; Coleoptera; Coccinellidae
Exons: 5
Coding region: 1-426 (141 amino acids)
Source: RefSeq, a predicted model, not a curated record
AUGUAUAUUGUUGAAACGAAAAGAUAUUCUGAUUUGAAAAAUGUGAGUGCUCCUUAUAAAAGCUGUGGCCGUUUUGAGUCGGAACUAAUUGCGGAAAGCAAUAAUAGGAAGGAGCUGUUAACUCUGAAGCAGAAGUUAGAGGCUGAAGAAAAAAAUUCAUCUGAAUCUACAUUAAAAACGACUGUGAAUAGUGAAAUCACAGUCAUUUCAAGCAAAGAUGAUGAAAAAUCCAAUCAAAGACAAGCUUCAUCCCCUAAUGUCAAAUGCCGUAGGAUGCGUUGGUCUGAAGAAGAGAAACGAAUAGCUUCAGAAGGCUUCAAAGAAUACAUUAUGAAUAAUACAUUGCCAUCAUUCCAAAAAAUGCACGAGGUCAUGAAUACAAAUCCAGGUGUAUUUCAAAGAAGUGUAGCCACUAUUAAAACCUGAGUCAAAAAUGAAAAGCUGAAAAAAUCAAGAGAGGGAAUUAAAUAAUGGGAUAUCCA